UCGGAGAUGGCAGGAACCACGGUGAGUGGAGUUAGACCGACUGAAGAGAAGCUGAGCAGCGCUGAGAGCGGAGGGAUGCGCAACUGAAGAAGAUGAAAUGAUGCAAGUCUGUGGUUUCCUCUCGACAACAUAGAAUAGAAAAACAACUUGCACUCCAUCAGAACAUUUUGAAAGAGUUAGAAGCGAUCCCAAGGAGCAGCACCGUGGUUUUCUUUGGGGAAUGGUGUCAAACUACUGGAAACUGCUGUCGGAGAGUGAGCCGCCUUCCUUCUCCAGUACAAGAUGCCUGUGAUGAAGGGCCUCCUGGCUCCACAGAACACCUUCUUGGACACCAUCGCAAACCGCUUUGAUGGCACUCACAGUAACUUCCUGCUGGGGAAUGCUCAGGGACGUCAUGGGCACCCCAUCGUGUACUGCUCGGACGGGUUUUGUGAGCUGACCGGCUUCAUUCGGACUGAGGUGAUGCAGAAGACUUGUACCUGCAGCUUCCUGCAUGGAGCCGAGACCAAUGAGAGUGUAAUCCAACAGGUAGACAAAGCUCUGGAGGGCCAACAGGAGUACCAGGGAGAGGUCUGCUUCUAUAGGAAGAGCGGAAAUCCAUUUUGGUGCCUCCUGGAUAUUGUGGCAAUUAAAAAUGAGAAAGGUGAGGUGGUGCUGUUCCUCUUGUCCUUUAAAGAUGUAAGUGACUCAUAUGGGAAAAGUCGUCGCUACAGCCAGGGAGACGGUAUGUCAGAGGAUGCUCAGCAAAGCAGGAAAAGCAAUCGAUCGCACUUUUCUCAAGCUCGAGAGAGAGGGAGGACUAUUGUGCAUCGCCUUACCAACCUGUUCACCAAGAGGGGCAAGAGGAAGCUGACCGAUAGCGUGUUUCAGAAACCGUCUCUACCCGAGUACAAGGUGGCCGCUGUGAAGAAGUCCCGGUUCAUCCUGCUGCACUACAGCAUCUCCAAGGCCUUGUGGGACUGGCUCAUUCUGCUGGCCACCUUCUACGUUGCCGUCGCUGUACCUUAUGACAUCUGCUUUGUCAGCCACGACGAGGGCAGCGACUACCACUCCCUGGUCAGCCGCAGCACCAUGGGCAGCGACAUAGCUGUGGAAAUGCUCUUCAUUCUCGAUAUUAUCCUAAAUUUCCGCACCACCUAUGUGAGUCAGUCCGGUCAGGUAGUGUACGACGCACGCUCCAUCUUCCUCCAUUACUGCACCACUUGGUUCUUUGUGGAUCUGAUCGCAGCGUUACCCUUUGACCUUCUCUAUGCUUUCAACAUCACAGUGACCUCGCUGGUGCACUUGUUGAAGACGGUUCGUCUGCUGCGUCUGCUGCGCCUGUUACAGAAGCUGGAUCGUUACUCGCAGUACAGCGCUGUAGUCCUGACCCUGCUCAUGUCUGUGUUUGCUCUGCUGGCUCACUGGAUGGCUUGCGUCUGGUACGUCAUUGGACGCAAGGAGAUAGAAAGCAGUGACCCCGUUACCUGGGACAUAGGCUGGCUUCAGGAGUUGGGAAAGCGUCUGGAUACACCAUAUGUCAACCGCACCAUGGGUGGUCCCUCCAUCCCUAGCGCCUACAUCGCCUCGCUCUACUUCACCCUCAGUAGCCUCACCAGUGUCGGUUUCGGCAACGUGUGUGCCAAUACAGACGCCGAGAAAAUCUUCUCCAUCUGCAUUAUGCUCAUGGGCGCCCUGAUGCACGCGGUGGUCUUCGGCAACGUGACAGCCAUCAUCCAGCGCAUGUACUCACGCCGCUCUCUCUACCACACCCGGAUGAAGGAUCUCAAGGACUUCAUCCGGGUGCAUCGGCUCCCCCAGCUGCUGAAGCAGAGGAUGCUGGAGUACUUUCAGGCCACCUGGUCUGUCAACAAUGGCAUCAACGCCAAUGAGCUGCUGCAUGACUUCCCAGAUGAACUGCGAGCUGACAUUGCCAUGCACCUGAACAAAGACAUCCUGCAGCUCCCUGUAUUUGAGCGAGCCAGCAGAGGGUGUCUGCGUUCCCUCUCCCUGCACGUCAAGACCUCUUUCUGUGCACCUGGGGAAUACCUUAUACGCCACGGAGAUGCCCUUCAAGCCAACUAUUUCGUCUGCUCUGGCUCCCUGGAGGUUCUGAAAGAUGGCAUGGUCCUGGCCAUCCUGGGCAAGGGCGACCUUAUUGGGGCUGACCUCCCGGAACAUGACCAGGUGAUCAAGACCAACGCAGACGUGAAGGCGCUGACCUACUGUGACCUGCAGUACAUCGGUGUUAAAGCUUUGAGGGAGGUCCUUGCUCUAUACCCGGAGUACGGCAGCCGGUUCAGCUCUGACAUCCAAAACAACCUCACCUACAACCUGAGAGAGGGCAGUGAAACUGACGGAGUAACAAAGCUCACAUGGUGUUCCAGGCAGUCUCAGGGUCACGCUGCCAUGGACCAUAAACUACCCUACAUUGUUGAGGCAGAUGAUGGUGAACGUGGAGAAGACAUGGGACACUCUCAGCAGAGGAAAGUGCCUCUGUUACAUGGAAUAGGCAGCCCUGUUCGUCAGCCCUGCCUCAGCACCAUGUUAGGAGAGGAGCUCCGCCACAUCAAUGCCCUGCGUAACUGUGGGUCCCUUGUUCAGGACGGUAGAGGCCCCAGGCCCUCUCCUCAGCCAUUCUACAAUCAAGAGCUCUCUUCUUCUCCUUUGCACAGUCUUACCAGCUGACCUAGCUUGACCCAACGGCCUGCAACUCUACUCAUGCCAUCCUUGCAUUGUGUUAGUCCGCCCAACCUUCAGCCCCAGGUAACCAGCAAAAUGGUCGUGGAUGGAAUUGAGGACAAUGAUCACACAUUUCAAUUUAAUGUAGAGCAGAGGGAGACAAAGACUAAUGUAACAGACCAGUUCCAGGUGAGUGCUCACCUGCUUCUGGAGACAGAAGAAGUCGGACAGAACAUCAACAAACUAAACAAAGAGGUGGGCAACUUGAACCAAGAAGUAUCCAACCUGGCCAAGGAGCUCCACGAAAUAAUGCAUUUCCUCCAGUCUCAUAUGGCCAUGCUCCAUACCCCUCCCGUCUCCUAUGGCAUACAGAUGGUUCCCAGUCCUAGUGUGAGUGCUUCCAGCAGCUGGCAGCCCCACAGCCCUUUAAAUAUUGCCACUGGUCUGCACCUCCAUCAUGAAGCAAUUAGCCACCCUGCCAGAAAUGUGUGGGGCUGUAGUGGUAUGCCCUCGCAGGGCAGAAGUCCCACUUUGCUGCACCCGUCAAGCCCUGUGUCAUCCUGUGUGCACCUGUGCUGCUCCGAGAGAGAAGGGUCCACAGCUCAUAGGUUACAGAGCCAGUGCGGCCCCUUCCAAACCUCGAGAACGACUCCAAACUCUCCCUACACGACUCACUUACAUGCCCGGGGAGGUGCGUCCCUCCUGGGCCUCAGUUCUGCCUUCAGUAGCUUCCCAGUGAUUUGUCAGGCCUCACAGGUGCCAUACAAUGCCUCUAUUACCACGAUGAGCAACUCUCACCCUCUAUGUUCCUCGGUCAAUUCUGGCUACUCCCAUCCAUCUCUGAGCGUUCAAACCAACUCUGAUCCCACACAUAAUCCACCCAUCCAUUCCUCCGUCACUUACACUGGCCAGCCGCAGUAUCACAAUACCUUCAGCUCUCUCAGCCCUUCAGUAGUCCACACUUCAACAUGCACAGGCCCAAGGCAAAAUGACCCAGUAGGAUCCAGCCCUACCCACCACACACAGGACCCCGCAUAUUCUCUGCUGGGGCAGGUAACAAACAGAGACUGUAGAGCUUCACUGUAUCAAGAGAGGACAGACAGCAUUGAAUCUCAGAAUAUGAGCAGCAGUACUCCAACUGUAGAAAUGCAAUCCCCUCUCUUGGAUGUAGAGGGAAUACAAAGCCCACGCUGAUGACCUCUAUAUCUUGUUGUGUUCCUGUCUGAUAAUGAUGACUUAAUUUUACCUUAAAACAAGUUUUCUUCAAAUAAAAUGUUCCCUGCAACUCCCUUUAUAUCCACCCAGCCAUGCACCACACACUCUCUCUUUACUAUUCAAAGAGUAUUUGGAUAUUUAUGAUAUGAUAUGUACAUGUAUGAUCAUUUGUUAUCAGGUAAACUGAAAAGCUUGAGCCCAAAGGAGAUAUACUGUACAUAUUUGCAAUGCUGUCAUCACAGCUAUUAAUACCAAACUGAGUGUGCCCAGGCUGGAGAUGCAAGUUAUGAGCUGCCGGUAUGCAGCGCCACACAGUGGUGUCGGGGGGGUUACAACUACACAAGGCUGACCUUUCAUCACACACAGCACAGAGAAACAAACUGAAUAUGAUAAUCACCUGACUGCUCUGAAACUGACGAACAGAACGGAGUACAGCUGCACAGCUGAUUAAAAGAAAUGUGAUUACUUUGCACUGUACAUUUGCAGUAGGGGUUAUUUUGAUAAUAUAUUUUCUACAUUGUUCUUUUGCCUUGGUAGAAACACAUACGAGCACUCGCCAGUCCCACUAUGGACAAAGCCACUUUGAUUUGACACAACUGAAACAUAAGGGAAUUAACAACUCUCUUUUACAGUCGACUACGUGUCAAUGCUCCUCUGGAAUCUACUGUAACAGUGAUUAUAGAUAUCAACAUAUUGGAGAGGCAACACACUUAAAAUAUAUAUUUGAGUUUGGUGCACCAGAGAGAGUUGCUACUUGUUUCAUGGACACUGUAUGUUUCAAGCUUCGACCUCAUCAUUCCUGAGAGAGUGACAUUUCUGAUACUGAUAAUUCUAACUCAUCGUCUUUUACUACAAGUUUUGGACAUACUAAGUCACUCAAACACACUGAAAACCCUCCUCAGGGUGUCAUGCACUUAUGGUCGACCUCAAGACACUACCACUGGCCCUCAGCAACAAGGGCAAGUGCACCUUAACAAGGUAAUACACUGCACACAGGCCUUACUGUAACCCCGUAGCACCUAACAUGAAUCCUGACCUGUAUGGUGUAUUACGCGGGAUGUUAUCUGUAAUUCUGAUGUACACAGCAUGUUAAAACAAAAAGAAAAGGCUCUUCUGUCCAUGGCCCACACAACAAUAUAGAAGUUAUGUAUUGUUUUGGUUGAACUUGGUUGAACGAGGCAAAUAAUCUUUUUGUACAAGAGACAAAUUACAGCGUCGCAACGUCUGAUUCUCUUCAUUAUCACUUUAAUUGUCUACAGUGUUUUAGGCUGCAUGCUUCAUUGUGUCAUCUUGCCAUUGUGAAUGUUUUUCAGAUUCAAAACUUGAUUAGAAUAUCUAUCUAGUUGUCACUUUUUGGAAAUGUUUGUUUUUUCUGUAAUAGAUUCAUUAAAGUGAGUUAUGAUUCCUCC
Molecule: messenger RNA, 5285 nt
Organism: Cottoperca gobio
Lineage: Eukaryota; Metazoa; Chordata; Actinopteri; Perciformes; Bovichtidae
Gene: kcnh4a
Product: potassium voltage-gated channel, subfamily H (eag-related), member 4a
Biological process (GO): regulation of membrane potential; potassium ion transmembrane transport
Cellular component (GO): plasma membrane
Molecular function (GO): voltage-gated potassium channel activity
Source: RefSeq, a predicted model, not a curated record